GAAGGAACCGCCGGGGGCCAUGGACGGUGCCGUGAUGGAAGGGCCGCUCUUUUUGCAAAGUCAGCGUUUCGGUACCAAGAGAUGGAGGAAGACCUGGGCCGUACUCUAUCCUGCCAGUCCCCACGGCGUAGCGCGGCUCGAGUUCUUUGACCACAAGGGGUCGAGCUCUGGAGGCGGCCGAGGAGGCUCGCGCCGCCUGGACUGCAAGGUGAUUCGUCUGGCGGAGUGUGUGAGCGUGGUCCCGGUGUCAGUGGAGAGCCCCCCUGAGCCUGGCGCCGCAGCCUUCCGCCUGGACACCGCGCAGCGCUCCCACCUGUUGGCGGCGGACGCGCCGUCCAGCGCUGCGUGGGUGCAAACACUGUGCCGAAAUGCCUUUCCGAAAGGCAGCUGGGCUCUGGCGCCUGCGGAGAACCCACCCAAGCUUUCUGCCCUGGAGAUGCUGGAGAACUCGCUGUAUAGCCCCACCUGGGAAGGAUCCCAGUUCUGGGUGACAGUGCAGAGGACCGAAGCCGCUGAGCGUUGUGGCCUGCAGGGCUCCUAUGUGCUGAGGGUGGAGGCCGAGAGGCUGACUCUCCUGACCAUGGGGACUCAGAGUCAGAUACUGGAGCCGCUCCUUUUCUGGCCUUACACUCUGUUGCGGCGCUAUGGCCGGGACAAGGUCAUGUUCUCUUUUGAGGCUGGUCGCCGCUGCCCUUCGGGCCCUGGAACCUUCACCUUCCAGACCGCACAGGGGAAUGACAUCUUUCAGGCUGUUGAGACUGCUAUUCACAGGCAGAAGAUCCAGGGAAAGGACGGGCAAGGGCAGGAUAGUCUCAAAGCUGAUUCCCAUGAAGGAGAAGUGGCAGAGGGGAAGUUGGCAUCCCUGCCUGGCCCUCAGGAGCUCCUGGGCAGCCCUCCCACCGUGUAUGCUGAACCCUUAGACUCCUUGCGCAUUCCUCCAAGCCCUUCCCUGGAUUCCCUAUACUCAGAUCCCCUGGACAGCACUCCUGCUCAGGCAGGGGAGGGAGUACCGUUCAAGAAAUCUCUUUAUUGCGACUUGUACGAGCACGUGCAGCAGCAGUUGCUGAAGGCCAAACUGAUGGACCCCAAAGAGGACCCCAUCUAUGAUGAACCUGAGGGCCUGGCCCCAGCUGCACCCCGGGGCCUUUAUGAUCUGCCUCAGGAGCCCAAGGAUGCAUGGUGGUGCCAGGCUAGGAUGAAGGAGGAGGGCUAUGAGCUCCCCUACAACCCUGCCACUGAUGACUAUGCUGUGCCACCGCCCCGGAGCACAAAGCCCCUCCCCGCUCCCAAGCCCCGGGGCUUGGCCUUCGCUGAACCUGGAGCUGCAGGUGGUGGUGGCAGCAAAGGCCACAGCUCAGACACUGUCCUGUACAGCCAGGUCCAGAAGAGCAGAGCCUCAGGGAGCUGGGACUGUGAGCUGUCUAGAACAGGGGCUGACAGGACGGGGGUCAAGUCAGAGGGCUCCACAUGACAGGUGGGGCAAGGCUGGGGUUGCUGAUAGGACCACCAUAGGAAGGUGGCACUGGGGAUCAAAGAAACCUAUUAGAAUCUGCAGGGACCAGAAGGCUGGAGGGUCCUGUGUAAGCCAGCCAGGGGACUGGAGGGAUCAGGGGAGUCAAGGGAGGAUGAUCAAUCUCAAGAAGUCCUGGAAGUGGGACAGUUGGCAGGGGUGAGGGAUGGGACCUGGGAGAGACCAGCACCCCCAAGUUAUCCUCCCCAAAGGAAUGGACAGCUGCUGGAUUAGGUCUGUGAAAAGGGGUGCUUGGUCUGAGUUGGUGCAGUUAGAGGGGCCUGCAUGGAGGCUCUAGGGUGAUGCUGGACUGGGCCCGGAUCCUCACCCCUGCAUUGUUCUUUGCCAGAGACCUAGAUUUUAAGAAGUUUAUUCUCAUUAAAGUCAGCUUGGGUUUAA
This is a messenger RNA of Neogale vison (American mink), 1909 nucleotides long. It is a transcript of the gene DOK1, whose product is annotated as docking protein 1. Gene Ontology annotation, biological process: cell surface receptor protein tyrosine kinase signaling pathway; positive regulation of MAPK cascade. Lineage: Eukaryota; Metazoa; Chordata; Mammalia; Carnivora; Mustelidae. Gene Ontology annotation, cellular component: cytoplasm. The record is from RefSeq and is a predicted model, not a curated record. The transcript has 5 exons. Bases 20 to 1471 code for a protein of 483 amino acids.